AUGUACAGUGGUGGCAUUGUCCGUGGUUCCCAUUAACUCUGGAAGGAGCGAGCAGCCCCUGAUUCCCCAUUGUCCGUGGCCUCCCGAGCCGCCGAUCCCCAUGGCCUCCAGUGAGCUGCCGCCGUCGCAGAAGAAAUCCAGUCCCACCACCAUAUGCGCCCUCGGCGACGACCUCCUGCGCGAGGUAUUGCUCCGCCUGCCCUCCCUCCCGACCCUCGUCCGCGCCGCGCUGACCUGCCCCACUUUCCUCCACGCCGUCCGUUCGUCCCCCGCGUUCCGCCGCCGCUUCCGCGACCUCCACCCGGCCCCGCUCCUGGGCGUCUUCCUCGACAUCUACGGGCCCGCCAUGCCCGCCUUCGUGCCCGUCCGCCGCCGGUCUGACCCGGACCACGCCGCGGCCGUCCGCCGCGCCGACGUCUUCCUCACCCGGGUCCCCGAAGACGAACAAGAAGGCGAAGGUGAAGGCGAAGGGGAAGAAGAAGAAGGCGAAGACGAACUGGAAGACAGAUACGUGGACGGCCCCGGAUGGUCGAUGACCGAGUGCCGCGAUGGGUACGUGCUUCUCUACCACCUGCUCACCAAGCGGGCGGCCGUCUACGACCCCCUCACGCGGCGCCUGCAUCUUCUCUCACCGCCGCACGCAGAGAUCUGCGCCGAAGACCCCGAAGUGGCCGAGGUUGAGUUCCACGUCCUCACCUCCCAAGAGGACCGCCGGUCGCUCCGCCUGCUCUGCAUCUGCAAGGAAAGGAGAGCAGCGAAGGUCGCUGUCUUCUCCGCGGACAGCAGGGCGUGGCAGAUCUCCCCAGAAGCGGGGAGCCUGCGGCUGACGGCAAGAGACAAUGGUACGCUUGUCAACGGGUGUGUCUACUGGGCAUCUGCAGACAAUAUCCAUGUGCUGAACACCGCGACACUGCACUUCUCCCGGAUGGAUCCGCCGCCGCAUAUGCAACCCAACUACAAGGGUGUCAAGGUCGGCGAGACCAGUGAUGGAAAGCUGUGUGUCGCCUGGGCAACUGAUCUCCUGCUCAAAGUUUGGGUCCGGAGAGCCACCGCAGGGGGUGUCGACAAUUGGAUGCCGGACACAGACAAAUCGAUGCUGGAUGAGAUCCGUGAAUUGGAGGUACCAUGUUUAGAUGAAGACCCUGUACUGGAGGUUAAGGCAAUCAUGGGUGGCAUCGUGUAUUUGUCUACCUACGAGGCAUCGAAUCCUACUAGUUCUUGCUGGUUGCUAUCCUUCUGCACUGAAACAGAGAAGCUGAACAAGGUCUGCCCUAUCACCAACUCUGAUUUUUCCUAUCCCUAUUUGAUGGCGUGGCCUCCUCUUCUUUAUGCAACAAGGUGAACUCUCUUGGCUAGAAGCCUAGAAGUGGCUUGGCUAGUCAGAGGAAUAAAAAAACUAGAACUCAGGUAAUUUUAUCGGUACUACGGAUAUUACCUUUUGUUAUCUGACUGACGAUGAUAUCUUGCUAUGGUUCUAUGCUUGUUGUCUUGGUUAGAUCUACCCACUUUUGUGUAAGUCCAGAAUUCAAGAUGUCCAGGUCCAGGUAUUGCAAGUUAUUAUUUCCGCUGGCUUGUUA
Messenger RNA from Triticum urartu, 1577 nucleotides. Lineage: Eukaryota; Viridiplantae; Streptophyta; Magnoliopsida; Poales; Poaceae. The record is from RefSeq and is a predicted model, not a curated record.